UGAACUUUCAUCUGACAAAACACAGCAAAAGAAGAAAAUCCUCACGAGCAAUAGAAACAUUGCUAUGUAGAGCCUUAUUUUCAACAUCUAUAAACUUUUUAACCUAUAAAUUAACUUGAAAUUCCAAGAGCCCCCAGGCGGAGGCACUGCAAGCAAAAAAACAACAACAUAUUUAUCAGCAAGAACAAUAACAGCAGUGCUUACAAUGGACGAUCUGGAAAAUGAGCUUUGGUAUCCCGUACAGUCUCCUGUACUGUUUGAUGAGCACAACGAUUCAUCAGAGAACACUGUGACAAAAAAGCAGAAAGAAUCAGAGCUUCCACUGGCAGAGGCAUUUGUUGUUGAGACAGCGAAGGAAACAGGGUUCCAUCGGACCACAAGGCUUUGUCUCGAGAGAAUCAGAGAGGCGAUGCUGCAUCACAGAUGGCAGGAGGCUGCAGAAUAUAUGGCAUGUUACCCCCAACAGUUGGAGGACACAACUGCUGGCCCUGGAAAGCACUACAAAGAGAUGAUUUGGAGAAUUACUAUUGAAAUCCUUCAUCAUCACCCUAACUCAAAGAUGGAGGACUAUAAUAUAAUUUAUGAGCAAAUGAAACAUUCAGGAUUCAAACAUUACCUGAUGAUCUGCUUGGAACAUUCCUUCCACCUGCUUCUCCACGGUCAAAUUGAGAAUGCAAACCGUCACCUCUCCAUCGCUGAAAGUUGGAGGCAUGGUCAAGAGACCGCACAUCAGUAUCAGAGGAGUAAAUUGAUCCAGGCCUACAGUGGUUUGCUGGAUUACAUAAUCUGGUGCAACAAGAAAAAUGCACCCACCAAGACGAGUUCGACAAACGUUGGAAGCAACCAAGACAUGCACUAUGACUUUAGACAGGCUUCUGUCAAUCUGAAGGAGAUUUUAAAAUAUCCUGGUGUCUGGGAUCCCUUCAUACUGAGUUACGUCGAGAUGCUCGAAUUCUAUGACGCUCAUGAUGAAGCCAAGAAAGUCUUGGAAGAGUAUGCAUUUGACAGCAUGUUCCCUUCAAAUCCAAACGCACAUGUCUAUCUUUACCAGUACUUGCAGAGACACAAUGCACCAGCGAGAAGAUUGAUGAAAGUUUUAAAGGUCCUCCAUUAUUUAGUUCCAAGCCAUGAGCUGAUGUUAGACUACAGUUCCUUCCUGCUUCUCUCAGAGAAACCAGGAGACAUAAAGAAAGCUCUUGGGGUUCUCCUUGACAUGCUUGACUAUGCCUGCUGGAGGACGAGCAUGGAUGCGUGGAAGUGUUUAAAAGACGUUAUUGACAAAUUACAGUUACAGGACGACUGGAAGGAGGUUGUUGCUGAGCAGAUGACAGCGAGAAAAGAGUGGUGGCCCGCAAUGCACUUCACAAUGUUCCACGCAAGUGAGGAUGCUGUUCAAAGACCCCAACUGAUGGAAGUGAAGGCAUCACUCACCAAGAUCCUCUGUCCAGAAAUGAAGCUCACAUACCCAGCUGGACAAAUAACCAAGGAUUGGAGAAUCUGAAGACGACAAGUUAUUGUUUUAAUCUGUCUGUGCGGUCUGCUGAAGUUAUUUUGAUACAGUUCUUCUCCACAUGGGGUCGCCCUAUACGUAUUUUCCUUGAAUAGGUGGUUUAAAUGGCCACCUUUUCUGGACAGAAAGCACAUUUGGCUCUUAGCCAGCCCUCAUGGGUAUUUUAAGUUUUUUUUCGUAACAUUUUGUUGGAAAUCUUCCUCUGUCCUCAGCUGACCUUUGCUGCACCACUGAUGCUACAAGUCCGUGUGUACCCACACAACACACUGUUAGAUCUGUUGUCAUGAGAGAUUACUUAACCAGCACAGACCUCACUACAACCCAGUGUGCUUUAAUUUGGACAAGCAUGACAGAUUGUCAACAGCACCAUGUGUGGAGUAACAAUAGGAGCCAUAAACAACGUCAAAUGAAAGGGAGCUUUGAAGUUGUAAUUAGAUGGCAUAGUAUAAGCGCUAAUAUUUAGCACACAGUACAUUUUGGUCAAUGUAUUUUGUAGUGCACCAAAAAUAUUUGUGUAUCUUAUUAUAUUAUAUGACAACAUUAGUCAUGCCUUCUUAACAUUAUGUUUACUCUUCUGGGUCCUUUGCACCAAACCAUGAAAUAAAGUCAGCAUGGAGCAGCAUGCCAAUUUAAUAAAAGAAAGUGUUUUGCAAUGA
Syngnathus acus (greater pipefish) is the source of this 2166-nucleotide messenger RNA. RefSeq names its product TATA box binding protein (TBP)-associated factor, RNA polymerase I, A (gene taf1a). The record is from RefSeq and is a predicted model, not a curated record. Bases 206 to 1501 code for a protein of 431 amino acids. Gene Ontology annotation, biological process: transcription by RNA polymerase I. Gene Ontology annotation, cellular component: RNA polymerase I transcription regulator complex. The transcript is spliced from 11 exons. Lineage: Eukaryota; Metazoa; Chordata; Actinopteri; Syngnathiformes; Syngnathidae.